UGGGAAAUGGGAAUGUGAAUCAAAAGACAGCAUUGAAUUGAGAUAAGACGAAGAAGCAAUAAUGGGUUCCAAAGCAAGCCGCACCAUCAAAAUCAUGCCUAUAGUUAGCAAACUCCACUGCUCGGUCUCCGAGGAAGUUCUGGUGGUCCGCCACCGCCCGCACGUCGUUAACGGCGGAGGUUUUGUGGUCACGGAUAGCGCCCAAAACCCUGUUUUCAGUGCUGAUGGCUGUGGAGUUCUUGGGAACAAGGAUGAGCUCAUUCUUAGAGAUAGUUAUGGAAGUCCUUUGCUUCUUAUACGACGAAAGGGAGGGAUAGUUGAAGUGCUAAGCAUGACAAGGAAAUGGAAGGGCUACACAACAGAAUUUGAAGGAUCUCAGAAGCUGGUUUUUACCUUAAAGGAGCCGAAUUCAUGUUUCUUGAAGAACAUUCCAGUAAAAAUUUCAAUUGAAUCAAGCCAUUACGGUGGUGAUCACCGGAGUUUCGCCGUCGCCGGCUACUUCCCCAAUAGGGUUUGCAGCAUCGUUGAUUCUCUCGGCAAUGCCAUUGCACAAGUUGGUGGGUGUAAAGAAAUAGAGAUGGAAAGCAAGGAUAUAUAUAAUGUGAUUGUAAAGCCAGGGAUUGAUCAGGCCUUUGUUAUUGGAGUGAUUGCAAUUCUAGACUACAUAUAUGGUGGAUCCACCAGAUGCUAAUUCUUCUAAGCCUGCCAAUCAAAACUAUUUAAUUAUUUGCGAAUUUAUUUAUACUACGUUACAUCUGCAUCUCAUGGGAUAAAACUAAUUCGAUCGAGUCUCGAUUGGAUUCUAUUCAAGACAGUUUUCCAA
Messenger RNA from Ipomoea nil (Japanese morning glory), 823 nucleotides. RefSeq names its product protein LURP-one-related 6. The coding region runs from base 62 to 691 and encodes 209 amino acids. The transcript is spliced from 3 exons. The record is from RefSeq and is a predicted model, not a curated record. Lineage: Eukaryota; Viridiplantae; Streptophyta; Magnoliopsida; Solanales; Convolvulaceae.